This is a messenger RNA of Vicia villosa (hairy vetch), 1326 nucleotides long. RefSeq lists its product as uncharacterized. NCBI's taxonomy places the organism in Eukaryota, Viridiplantae, Streptophyta, Magnoliopsida, Fabales, Fabaceae. Bases 338 to 997 code for a protein of 219 amino acids. The record is from RefSeq and is a predicted model, not a curated record. The transcript has a single exon.
AUAUUUAUAAGAAGAUGAGAUGAAAUAUCAAAACAAUGAAGCAGUGAUGCUUCUUCCUCUGCUCAAUCUCUCUCUCUAACCCUAAACCCACUUCCAUUUCUCUCUCUAUUCCAAUCCCAAUUUCAAUUCUCUCUCAAUUUCAAUCUCAAUUCAAUCCCAAUUUCAAUUUCAAUCCAUCACAUCAAAAACCCCCAAUUCAAUUUGGAUCCAUUGAUUAACAGCAAUUCUUCAAUUCAAUCUCAUUGAUCACUUCAAAUUUCCAAUCUUGCGAGUUUUAAUCGAACUGGGUCGAUCCAAUUCGAUUGUUUUGAUCCAAUUCUAGGGUUUCCCGAUUGAAAUGGUCUAUUUCCAUAGCUCAAUCUCCCCCGUUGACCAAUCAUCAUCAUCCAUGGCGAAUUCCCUCGAUUUCCCCAAAUCGAGGAACCGUAAGACUCUCAAUUCUCUUCAGAUUCCGCCUUGCGAGCGAUCCCGAUCCCGAUCGGCUGUUAUCGAUGUCGUUAUAUUCAUAGCUGUUAUAACCGCUUUAGGGUUCUUGGUUUUCCCUUACAUUCAGUUUGUGAUGAGUGAAAGUUUCAAAAUUUGUUGCUUGAUUGUUGAUUUGGUGAGGGAAGAGGUUUCUGUUGCUCCUGUGAUCUAUGUUUCUAUAGGUGUUAGUGCUUCAUGUGCUGUUUGUGCCACAUGGUUUUUCGUGUCGUAUAUAUCGAGGAAAUGUGGGAACCCUAAUUGCAAGGGGUUGAAGAAUGCUGCUGAGUUUGAUAUUCAGUUGGAGACUGAGGAUUGUGUGAAGAAUUCGUCUUCGUUGGGGAAAGAUGGUGGUGGAGUUAAGAAGGGUCUUUUUAAGAUUCCGUGUGAUCAUCAUCGCGAACUUGAGGUCGAGCUUAAGAAGAUGGCGCCGAUUAAUGGAAGGGCUGUUCUUGUUCUUAGAGGAAAGUGUGGUUGUUCUGUUGGUAGGUUAGAAGUUCCGGGUCCGAAGAAGAAUAGAAAGAUCAAGAAAUAGGAUACAGAAAAUAAGAAAAGACUCUUAACUCAUAGGAAGGAGAGGAUUUGCAUACCGAAUUUGAUCCUAAUUGGGAUGAGGAGUUGGUUAUAGUUAUAUGGUCAUGGUCUUCCAUGUAGCUGAGACACCGACACAACACUGACACAUGUGGUUAUGUUUGAUGUUUGUGUCUGUGUCUGGGCUUCGUGGAUGGUCAUUUUAUUAGGGAUUUAGAUUGUCUUUAAAUAAGCCUGUCACGGCAAUAAGUUGUAAGAAACUUUGGAUCAUACACAGUUUGGUUAUUUAUACCUUGGAAUAUCAUAAUACUUUGAUCUGAUUUACUUAAAUAA